AUGGCCUCUUAUACCACAGACAACCGACACGAUAGACCCACUGUGCCGCAGAUCAACGUAGAGAACACAAACAUAGAUGAUGCAAAUGAAAUCCAGCCAUCUACAGGCUCUAGCUCGGCGUCACCUACCGCACGAGGACAUUCCCUUAGUGUCAGCACUGUUGCGGGCAGAGACCGAGCGCUCAGCGGCAGCACUGCAACCCCUCCGAGCCCGCAUCUCGAAGUUCCCAAGUCGGCCGGCGGCGUCUCCAGCAGCUCCUCGAGUAUUCUCUCCUUUGGCGACCGGCAAGAUGCCCUGCAUCCCGAUCCAGGAACCGAAGCCGACUUCACGCGAGAGAACAAUAAAUUUGCCUUCGCACCUGGACAUUUGAACAAGCUUCAGAACCCAAAAUCGUUAAAUGCAUUUGUUGCGCUUGGUGGCCUUCCUGGCAUUGAGCGCGGUCUUCGAACCGAUAUCGAUGCCGGUCUCAGUGCAGACGAGACGCACUUGGACGGUACCGUAAGCUUCGACGAAGCCACCGGUUACUACAAGAAAGUGCGAGAGCUUGGCAGCGGCGCAGCCGCCCUUCCACGUCCGCUGGCGGUCAGACAAGCGACUUCGCCACCAGCAACUGGUGGCUCGUCCGAGGCCUACAGCGAUAGAAUACGCGUCUUCGAUCGAAACGUCCUUCCUGCUAAGAAACCCACACCGCUCUGGCUGCUCAUGUGGAGAGCCUAUCAGGACAAGGUUUUGCUUCUGCUGACCGGCGCUGCCGUGAUCUCCUUGGCCCUGGGCCUUUAUGAGACCUUCGGCGUCGAGCAUCCGCCUGGUUCUCCGCCCCCGGUGGAUUGGAUUGAAGGCGUCGCCAUAUGUGUUGCGAUCAUCAUUGUCGUCCUCGUUGGAUCGCUGAACGACUACCAGAAGGAACGGGCCUUUGUCAGGCUCAACGCUAAGAAAGAGGAUCGCGAAGUCAAGGUUAUCCGAUCUGGCAAGUCUUUCAUGAUCUCUGUGCACGACAUUCUCGUUGGCGAUGUCCUUCAUCUCGAACCAGGCGACCUUAUCCCAGCCGACGGUAUCUUUAUCAGUGGCCACAACCUCAAAUGCGACGAAUCGUCUGCGACUGGAGAAUCCGAUCAGCUCAGAAAGACCGGUGGAGAGCAAGUCUUGCAGCUCCUCGAACAGGGUCAUACGGAUCUGCACGACAUGGAUCCAUUUAUCAUCUCGGGUGCCAAAGUUCUCGAGGGCGUCGGCACUUAUCUAGUUACCUCGGUCGGUGUCAAUUCUAGCUACGGCAAGAUCUUGAUGGCUAUGCGACAGGAAAUGGAACCUACGCCGCUCCAGAUCAAGCUCGACGGACUCGCUUCAGCCAUUGCAAAGCUCGGCACAGCCGCAGCUGGUCUGCUGUUCUUCGUCUUGCUCUUCCGCUUCCUCGCCGGGUUGUCAUCGAGCCCUCUUUCGGCCCCCGAGAAGGCUUCGCAGGUCACUGAUAUCCUUAUCGUCGCCAUCACGGUCAUCGUGGUCGCUGUGCCUGAGGGACUGCCACUGGCAGUCACCCUCGCGCUCGCUUUUGCCACUACGCGCCUGGUCAAACUUAACAAUCUCGUCAGAGUCCUCAAAUCUUGCGAGACGAUGGGAAAUGCGACCACUGUGUGCUCUGACAAGACGGGAACACUUACCACCAACAAGAUGACAGUUGUUACUGGAACCUUUGGAGAGGACUCUUUUGACGACAAGAACCAGACUGGCGACGAGCGACGUUCAGCGGCCUUUGGCCAAAGCCUCGACGCAGCGACGAAGAAGCAGUACCUCGAGGCUAUCGCGAUCAACUCAACCGCCUUUGAGGGUGAAGAGGAUGGUGUCCCCACAUUUGUCGGCUCGAAGACCGAGACCGCCCUGUUGACUUUCGCACGCGACGUUCUUGGUAUGGGAUCGCUCGCACAGGAACGUGCCAACGCCGACCUUGUUCAGCUGAUGCCUUUUGAUUCUGGCCGCAAAUGUAUGGGAGCCGUGCAGAGGCUUCCGAACGGCAGUUUCCGCUUUCUCGCCAAGGGUGCUUCUGAGAUUCUUCUUGGACACUGUUCUUCGGUCGCGACUUCCUCCGGUAUCGCCCCUAUGGAUGCGUCUCAGCGCGAAAAGUACGAGGCAGUCAUCGACUCAUACGCAAAGCAAUCUCUUCGCACCAUUGCCCUCAUCUAUAGGGAUUUCCCUCAGUGGCCGCCCGCAGGCGCUCAAUCUUCUGAAGAUCCCAAGACGGCCGAUUUCGACCUUGUUCUCACAGACAUGAUCUUCUCAGGCGUGGUCGGCAUUCAGGACCCUGUGCGACCUGGCGUGCCUCAAGCUGUGGCCAAAUGCCUUCAUGCUGGUGUCACGGUUCGCAUGGUUACUGGAGACAACCUUGUCACCGCCAAGGCCAUCGCUACUGACUGCGGCAUCUAUACUGGCGGCACGGUCAUGGAAGGUCCUGUUUUCCGCAAGCUGAGUGAUCAGCAGAUGAAGGAGACACUGCCGACGCUCCAGGUUCUCGCGCGCUCCUCCCCAGAAGACAAGCGUAUUCUCGUUACCCGGCUUAGGGAGAUGGGUGAGAUCGUCGCAGUGACCGGUGAUGGAACGAAUGAUGGACCAGCGCUCAAGGCUGCCGAUAUUGGUUUCUCUAUGGGCAUCGCUGGUACCGAAGUCGCUAAGGAGGCUUCCGCUAUCAUUCUUAUGGACGACAACUUCGCAUCGAUCCUCACCGCCCUUAUGUGGGGACGCGCUGUCAACGAUGCUGUUCGCAAAUUCCUCCAGUUCCAGAUCACGGUUAACAUCACCGCCGUACUGUUGACCUUUGUGUCUGCGGUCGCGAACCCAGACAUGCAUUCCGUCCUUACCGCUGUACAGCUGCUCUGGAUCAACCUUAUCAUGGACUCGCUAGCUGCACUCGCUCUCGCAACCGACGCACCAACCGAAGAGAUCCUCGACCGCAAGCCGACUCCCCGAACGGCGCCCCUCAUUUCCAUCACCAUGUGGAAGAUGAUCAUCGGACAAGCCAUCUUCCAGCUUAUCGUGACCUUCGUGCUCUACUUCGCCGGUCCCAAAUUCCUCAACUAUCCGACCGCUGAGCUCAACUCCGUCAUCUUCAACACCUUCGUCUGGAUGCAGAUCUUCAACGAGUUCAACAACAGGCGCCUGGACAACAAGUUCAACAUCUUCCAGGGCAUGCACAGGAACUACUUCUUCAUCGUCGUCAACUGCUUCAUGGUCGGUGCCCAGGUCGCCAUCGCUUUCAUCGGUGGCAGGGCUUUCUCGAUCGUCCGCAUCAACGGCGAGCAGUGGGCUAUCUGCAUCAUUGUUGCUGCAUUCUGCCUGCCGUGGGCGAUCGUCAUAAGAACGUUCCCGGAUUGGCUAUUCGAGCGCAUUGCCAAGUUUGUCGGCAAGCCGGUCGUCGUGGUCUACCGACCUUGCGCACGCUUUACGCACCGCGUCAGUGCCAAGCUGCACCGCAAGAAGAAGGGUGGAAGCGCGGACGAGGAUGGUGUCGGACUGAGUGACACCCCGUCCACCGUGUCCGUUCCUGCUAUCGAGACUACGGCCCCGGGUGAUCUUGAAAAGGGCCGUGCGUAA
This is a messenger RNA of Coniosporium apollinis CBS 100218, 3579 nucleotides long. RefSeq lists its product as uncharacterized. Bases 1 to 3579 code for a protein of 1192 amino acids. The record is from RefSeq and is a predicted model, not a curated record. Gene Ontology annotation, cellular component: intracellular membrane-bounded organelle; membrane. The transcript has 3 exons. Lineage: Eukaryota; Fungi; Ascomycota; Dothideomycetes. Gene Ontology annotation, molecular function: P-type calcium transporter activity; ATP binding; ATP hydrolysis activity. Gene Ontology annotation, biological process: intracellular calcium ion homeostasis; calcium ion transmembrane transport.